Messenger RNA from Penicillium cosmopolitanum, 807 nucleotides. RefSeq names its product Ser/Thr protein phosphatase superfamily. Lineage: Eukaryota; Fungi; Ascomycota; Eurotiomycetes; Eurotiales; Aspergillaceae. The record is from RefSeq and is a predicted model, not a curated record. Gene Ontology annotation, molecular function: hydrolase activity. The transcript has a single exon. Bases 1 to 807 code for a protein of 268 amino acids.
AUGGAAAAGGACAAGGAAAGGUUUCAAAUAGUGUCCGAUCUUCAUCUAGAAUCUCCGGCCGCUUAUGAUGUUUUUCAAAUAACCCCUAAAGCGCCCUAUUUGUGCCUCCUGGGCGACAUUGGAUAUGUCAAAGACGAUGGCUUUUUCACCUUCCUACGAAGUCAACUUGAGCUUUUCCGGGCAGUCUUUCUAGUUUUUGGUAACCAUGAGCCAUAUCACAGCAGUUGGGUGGAGGCGAAGCAGAAGCUUGAGCGUUUCAAGAAUGAGAUCGAAGUCUCCACGGGCCAAGCACAUGGCAAAUUUGUUAUCCUUGAUCAAACGAGAUAUGAUAUUUCAUCCAAUGUCACUAUACUCGGAUGUACAUUGUUCUCGAAGAUCUCCAAGGAGCAGAUCGAAAAUGUUAAUUUUGGGCUGAACGACUUUUAUCAUAUCGACGACUGGACCGUCGAUGACCACCAGAAAGCUCAUGUGUCUGAUCUGGCGUGGCUAACUGAACAGCUUGCUUCCAUCUCAGCAUCAAAGCCAGACCUUUCAAUCAUUGUUUUGACUCAUUAUAGCCCCACGACCAACGAAAAGGCCAUCGACCCUAGGCAUGCGACCAGUCGCAUCUCCUCAGGGUUCAUGACCGAUUUGACUAGGGAGCCCUGCUGGCAGAACGCAGCUGUAAAGGUCUGGGCUUUUGGUCAUACUCACUUCAACUGCGACUACCAAGACGGCGAACACUGGAAAAGGGUCAUUUCAAAUCAAAGAGGCUACUACUUUGCACAAGCAGAAGGAUUUGACAUAGAAAAGGUGGUCGAAGUUUAG